This is a messenger RNA of Didymella exigua CBS 183.55, 750 nucleotides long. RefSeq lists its product as uncharacterized. Gene Ontology annotation, molecular function: lyase activity. The coding region runs from base 1 to 750 and encodes 249 amino acids. The record is from RefSeq and is a predicted model, not a curated record. The transcript has 2 exons. Lineage: Eukaryota; Fungi; Ascomycota; Dothideomycetes; Pleosporales; Didymellaceae.
AUGUUCGAGCUUGCUAAUAACUACAGCUCCUACCACCUUAUACCUCAGACCUCGGAUCUUGCGCUCUCACCCCCAGAAUCCUACUUCUUCGUCACCGACUUCCUUAUCAUUUCCUGCGGCGUCCUCUAUACACUAUGCUACCUCUUCUACAUGACGCGCACCUACAGCGAUCGCUUCCUGGCUGGUUCCGUGCUCUUCCUUUCCCAGACCAUGGCUUAUGAGCUCUACUACGCCUAUGUCUGUACAACGACGACUUGGCAGCGUGUCUGCUUCUUUGUGUGGUUCAUGUUCGACGUGAGCUUCGUUGCUGUGGCAUUAAAGAGGGCCUAUAAAGAGGAGGAGAGACCGAAGACUGUCUGGAGGUUGGUGUGGAUGACAUCGCUAGGAAUUGCGUUCCUGUGGGGUAUUGGACAGGUGUGGCCAGAUGAGAGGGAGCAGUUGACUGCCUUCUGGACUGGUGUGUAUCUGGAGCUGCCGAUUGGGUGGGGACAGAUCUACUACCUGUUGAAGAGAGGAGACACGAAGGGUCAGAGUCUAGAGAUCUGGAUUACGAGAUAUCUCGGUUGUAUUUGCGCGUUCCUGGUGUUCAUAUGGCGAUACCUCAAUGCGCCAACGAACUGGUCUUACGUUGGCUCGUUCUGGAGUAUCGCUGGUAUGAUCAUCACAUUACUUCCAGAGACCAUCUACCCUUUCGUCUAUGUGUGGGCGCAUAGGAAGGAGCGUGGAGAGGAAAAGACCAAGGCCGAGUAG